AUGAGUUCAAAUGAAGAGAGAAGAAUACCUUUAUGCUGCGAAAUAUGUCUGAAAAAUGAAAUCGAUGUAUCGAGCGAAAUGAUAAAAGUAGCUGCACAUAAAUGGCUAUUUUCUUUAGGUAUUACAAUAACCUUAGGAAGACAUGAUCCAUCUAAAAUUGUUUGUGAAAAAUUAAAAAAAUAUUGUGAUUAUAUUGUUAUUGAACCUGCUAUACCUAUAAAAAUAGUUAAAGAGUACAAUGAAGGUUUUAAAAAUUAUAAAAGUUAUAAAAAAAAUAAUAAUUCUAAUAGUACCGAUAUUAUAGAGAUCAAAGGAAAUGAUGAAAACUUAGAAAAUCAUAAUAAUAUUGAUAAUAAAAAUAAUAUAUAUAAUGAUAAUCAUAUAGAUACCUUCGAUCAGAUUGAUAAUAAUAGUUGUAAAAAAUUAUAUCCAUCACACUAUUCUGUAUAUGAAUUAAAUACAUUCUACGAUUUAAAUAGUUGUGAUAUAAAGUGUUCUCCACAAGAUAAUGAUAUAUCAAAUAAUAUUAAUAAUAAUAAUAAUAUGUAUGAUGAAAAAAGGAAAAGAAAAAAGAGUACUCCAAUGAAAAAUGUAGAUAUGAAUAAGAAAAAAAAAUCAUUAGUAAGUUCCCUUGAUCUUUCACAAAAUAUUGUACACACAACAAAUUUUUCUAAUGAUCUAAUUGAAAAAGAAAAAAAAAAAAAUAUAUAUGAAGAAUCAAAUUUAUUAUUUACAGUACCUAUUAUAGGAGAAAAAUCUAUUUCAUCUGUAGAAGAAGAUCCUAUAAUUUUACCAAACUUUUUUUGUGUUGUACAUGUAGUAACAUAUUAUAAAAAUGAAGAACAUAUGGAAGAAAAAUUUAAUGAUGCUAGUGAAUAUGAAGAAGAUCAAGAACAAAUAGGAGAAAAGAAAAAAAAUGAUGUACCUACUUACAUACAAUAUAUAUUACCUCAUUUAAGAUUUCAUAAAUUAUGGGAUAGUUUAUAUUAUGAAGAAAAUAUUAAAAGAGAUUUAUUAGAAUAUGUAUCAGCAUUGAUGUUAUUUUCAACAAAGAAAGUAGAUUGUAAUAUGAUUAAUUAUAAUCAUUUAGUCUUAUUAUAUGGACCACCUGGAACUGGAAAAACCUCUUUAUGCAAAGCCUUGGCCAAUAAAAUUUGUAUACGUUUAUCGAAUAUAUAUACAACAGGGAUUUUAAUUGAACUUAACACACAUACGUUAUUUUCAAAAUGGUUCAGCGAAUCAGGGAAACAAGUUUUAAAGUUAUUUAAUAAAAUCAAAAGGAUAAUAAGUGAAUAUGAAGAAAAUGAUAUUUUUAUUUGCUUACUAAUAGAUGAAGUAGAAAGUCUGUCAGCUGAUAGAAAAAGGUCUAUUGAAAGUACAGAUCCUUCAGAUACUGUAAGAGUAGUUAAUACAUUGCUUACACAAAUAGAUUCAUUGAAAUAUUAUCAUAAUACAUUGAUAUUAACCACAUCAAAUAUUUCUGAAAUGAUUGAUGAAGCCUUCAUUGACAGAGUUGAUUUAAAACAAUAUAUUGGACUCCCCAAUGAAGAAUGUAUAUAUGAAAUAUAUAAAAACUGCAUAGAUGAAUUGAUAGAAAAAGAAAUUAUUCGUUCAUCAACAAAAAUUCCAAAUUAUGAACGAGCAAUAAAAUUAACAAACGGCCAUAAGGAUGAUGAUAAGGAAGAAUACAACAAUGGAUAUACACUACUCAAAUGCGCUAAACUGAGUGAAGGUUUCAGCGGAAGGUGUUUGAGAAGAAUACCUUUUCAAGCGUAUGCUUAUUUUUGCCAAGCCACCCUACGAUUUUAUAAUUGCACGAAUAACAAUCAAGAAAAGGUCUUAAUUUCUCUUGAAGAAUUUUUCAUAGCUCUUCAAAAAGCUAUACAUAAGGAAACUAUAAAUAAAAGCAAAUUAUCUGAACAAAAAAAUACAAAGUGA
This is a messenger RNA of Plasmodium gaboni, 1938 nucleotides long. RefSeq names its product putative AAA family ATPase. The transcript has 7 exons. Gene Ontology annotation, biological process: meiotic recombination checkpoint signaling; reciprocal meiotic recombination. The record is from RefSeq and is a predicted model, not a curated record. Lineage: Eukaryota; Apicomplexa; Aconoidasida; Haemosporida; Plasmodiidae. Bases 1 to 1938 code for a protein of 645 amino acids. Gene Ontology annotation, molecular function: ATP hydrolysis activity; ATP binding. Gene Ontology annotation, cellular component: chromosome; nucleus.